ACUUAAUUUUGUAGAUUUAUUCAUCACGCUUAAAUAGUCUUCCUACGAUUAUUAAAUUAUAACGUCAAUUAAAUAAAUGGACUUGAGAUUUGUCUUUUUUUUGUCUACAUAGUUUACUGUUUUCAAAGAUUUUGACUUGAUUUGUCAUAAUAUUUCUUACAUUGAAUGAGCCACAUUGAUUAUAAAAGUGGACUUGAACUUCGUCUUUUGGGUUGUCUCCAAACUCUAUAUAAACACAUAACUUCCUUCUGCCUAAUCAAAAAGAAAUGGAAGGACAAAACAAGAAGAUUGUGUGUGACCUCUACAGGGCAUUGGCCGCUCGUGACACCAAAAGUGUGCAUCGUCUUCUAGCUCCAGAUAUCGAUUGGUGGUUCCAUGGGCCACCCGCUCAUAAGUACAACCUUAUGCAGUUGCUCACUGGAAGUUGUGUUAUCGAGGACACCGACUCUUUUAAGGCUGUUGUUGUUGUUGGUCUUGGGUCGACGGUGGUUGCAGAGGGCUACCACCUUUAUGACAACCGAAGAACAUGUUGGGUGCAUGCAUGGACGGUGGAGAAUGGGAAGAUUAUAACACAAGUCAAGGAGUAUUUGAGCACUUCUCUUACUGUCUUCUCUUACACAAAGUCUAGUAAUAUCUUUUUGGCUUCACCGAGAUCUCCUAAAUGUAAGAACGUGUGGCAGAGUGAACUUGCGGACAAUGCUUCAGUGCCUCAUCUUCUUCUAGUGCUUUAA
This is a messenger RNA of Lactuca sativa (garden lettuce), 731 nucleotides long. The record is from RefSeq and is a predicted model, not a curated record. NCBI's taxonomy places the organism in Eukaryota, Viridiplantae, Streptophyta, Magnoliopsida, Asterales, Asteraceae.